Molecule: messenger RNA, 264 nt
Organism: Bombus terrestris (buff-tailed bumblebee)
Lineage: Eukaryota; Metazoa; Arthropoda; Insecta; Hymenoptera; Apidae
Gene: RpS29
Product: 40S ribosomal protein S29
Exons: 2
Coding region: 97-264 (55 amino acids)
Biological process (GO): translation
Cellular component (GO): cytosolic small ribosomal subunit; ribosome
Molecular function (GO): structural constituent of ribosome; zinc ion binding
Source: RefSeq, a predicted model, not a curated record
GUAGUGUAGCCUAACUUUGCGUCGUAAAAGUUUCUGACCAUUUCCUGCCAUUUCGAUUUUAGACGCAGAGUUGUAUAUAGCUCAGUAAUCUAAACAAUGGGUUUCCAAAAUAUUUGGUAUUCGCAUCCGAGAAAAUAUGGCCAAGGAUCCAGAUCCUGUCGUGCUUGUGCCAACAGGCACGGAUUAAUACGAAAAUAUGGACUGAACAUUUGUCGCCAAUGUUUUCGGGAAUAUGCUGCCGACAUUGGCUUUAAAAAGGUAUAA